Molecule: messenger RNA, 3414 nt
Organism: Sapajus apella (tufted capuchin)
Lineage: Eukaryota; Metazoa; Chordata; Mammalia; Primates; Cebidae
Gene: ESPN
Product: espin
Exons: 14
Coding region: 1-2592 (863 amino acids)
Biological process (GO): actin filament bundle assembly
Cellular component (GO): cytoplasm
Molecular function (GO): actin filament binding
Source: RefSeq, a predicted model, not a curated record
AUGGCCCUGGAACAGGCGCUGCAGGCGGCGCGGCAGGGCGAGCUGGACGUGCUGCGGUCGCUACACGCCGCCGGCCUGCUGGGGCCCUCGCUGCGCGACCCGCUGGACGCGCUGCCCGUGCACCACGCGGCCCGCGCCGGGAAGCUGCACUGUCUGCGCUUCCUGGUGGAGGAGGCCGCCCUCCCCGCCGCGGCCCGCGCCCGCAACGGCGCCACCCCGGCCCACGACGCCGCCGCCACCGGCCACCUCGCCUGCUUGCAGUGGCUGCUGUCUCAGGGAGGCUGCAGAGUGCAGGACAAAGACAAUUCUGGUGCCACAGUCUUGCAUCUGGCUGCCCGCUUUGGCCACCCUGAGGUGGUGAACUGGCUGCUGCAUCAUGGCGGUGGGGACCCCACCGCAGCCACAGACAUGGGCGCCCUGCCUAUCCACUACGCUGCCGCCAAAGGAGACUUCCCCUCCCUGAGGCUUCUCAUCGGGCACUACCCUGAGGGAGUGAAAGCCCAAACCAAGAACGGUGCCACGCCCCUGUACCUGGCGUGCCAGGAGGGCCACCUGGAGGUGACGCAGUACCUGGUGCAGGAGUGCGGCGCGGACCCGCACGCGCGCGCCCACGAUGGCAUGACCCCGCUGCACGCCGCGGCGCAGAUGGGCCACAGCCCGGUCAUCGUGUGGCUGGUGAGCUGCACCGACGUGAGCCUGUCGGAGCAGGACAAAGACGGCGCCACCGCCAUGCACUUCGCGGCGAGCCGCGGCCACACCAAGGUGCUCAGCUGGCUGCUGCUGCACGGCGGGGAGAUCUCGGCCGACCUGUGGGGCGGGACCCCGCUGCACGACGCCGCUGAGAACGGGGAGCUGGAGUGCUGCCAGAUCCUGGUAGUGAACGGCGCGGAGCUGGACGUCCGCGACCGCGACGGGUACACGGCCGCCGACCUGUCGGACUUCAACGGCCACAGCCACUGCACUCGCUACCUGCGCACGGUGGAGAACCUGAGCGUGGAGCACCGUGUGCUGUCCCGGGAUCCCUCUGCUGAGCUGGAGGCAAAGCAGCUGGACUCAGGCAUGUCCUCACCCAACACCACCAUGUCGGUCCAGCCGCUGAACUUUGACCUCGGCUCACCCGCCAGCACCCUCUCCAACUACGACUCCUGCUCCUCCAGCCACUCCAGCAUCAAAGGCCAGCGGCCUCCUCGCAGGCUUUCCAGCACCAGAGCUGCAGACAUACAGAGCUACAUGGACAUGCUGAACCCGGAGCUGGGUCUGCCUCGGGGCACAACUGGCAAACCCACACCCCCACCACCCCCACCCAGCUUCCCCCCGCCACCCCUGCCCCCAGGCACCCAACUGCCUCCACCCCCACCUGGCUACCCAGCUCCCAAGCCUCCUGUGGGACCACAGGCAGCUGACAUCUACAUGCAGACCAAGAACAAACUCCGACACGUGGAGACAGAGGCCCUCAAGAAGGAGCCGAGCGCCUGCGACGGCCACGACGGGCUGCGGAGGCAGGACUCCGGCCGUAAGCCCCGCGCUUUCAGCAAGCAGCCCAGCACAGGGGACUACUACCGGCAGCUGGGCCCCGGCCCCGGGGAGACGCUGGCCGCACGCCCGGGCAUGGCGCACAGCGAGGAGGUGCGUGCCCGCCAGCCCGCACCCGCCGGCUGCCGGCGCCCCGGCCCUGCCGCCCGCGGCUCACUCGAAGGCCCCUCGGCUCUCCCGCAGGCGGCGUUGCUCCCCGGGAACCACGUUCCUAAUGGCUGCGCCGCGGACCCUAAGGCGUCCAGGGAGCUACCGCCGCCGCCCCCGCCGCCGCCGCCGCCCCUGCCCGAGGCCGCGAGUUCACAGCCGCCCGCCCCACCUCUGCCCCUCGAGGGCGCUGGCCCUGGCUGCGGGCAGCGCCGCUCCUCCUCGUCCACCGGCAAAGUGAGAGUCCUGAGGCACAGGAAGAGCACCAAGUCUUUCAACAUGAUGUCCCCGACGGGCGACAACUCGGAGCUACUGGCUGAGAUUAAGGCAGGCAAGAGCCUGAAGCCGACGCCGCAGAGCAAGGGGCUGACCACAGUGUUCUCAGGCAGCGGGCAGCCAGCCUCCCAGCCCGACUCGACGCUGCCGCCUGUGUCACCUACGCCGUCACCAGCCCGGAGCCCCACACCGCCAGCUGCAGGUUUUCAGCCGCUGCUCAAUGGAAGCUUGGUUCCGGUGCCACCCGCUACCCCCGCGCCCGGUGUGCAGCUGGACGUGGAGGCGCUCAUCCCUACCCACGAUGAGCAGGGCCGGCCCAUCCCCGAGUGGAAGCGCCAGGUGAUGGUGCGCAAGCUGCAGCUGAAGAUGCAGGAGGAAGAGGAGCAGAGGCGGAAGGAGGAGGAGGAGGAGGCCCGGCUGGCCAGCAUGCCUGCCUGGAGGCGGGACCUCCUGCGGAAGAAGCUGGAAGAGGAGAGGGAGCAGAAGCGGAAAGAAGAGGAGCGACAGAAGCAGGAGGAGAUGCAGCGGGAGAAGGAGCAGUCAGAGAAGCUGCGGACGCUGGGUUAUGAUGAGAGCAAGCUGGCACCCUGGCAGCGACAGGUCAUCCUGAAGAAGGGGGACAUCGCUAAGUACUAGAAGCCAGGCCUCUUGCCAGGGGCCCCCUGCCCCAACCCCAGCCAGCCAGGCCCCAGUGGAAGGGCUGGGAGCCCCACAGCCCUCCCCUCCGGCGCUGGAAACCCUCCCCGACUCCCCACCCUGGCCCCUGCAUCCCCAGCCCUUGGCGACACUGGAGUGCACCCACCGCCCCAGUCGCCCAGAAAAAGUGCCCAAGCUGCUGAUGCAAACAACAACAAAAAAAAUGCUGCUUAUUUGCAUGCGACUUACAUAUGUUUGCAUGUUUCUUGACUAUCAAAGAGUGCAGAGCUCUCCCCAGCCCCGUGGAUGGUUGACUCUGUUUUCCUGCGGGGCUCAGCCCCCUCCAGGAUGCAGCCCCCUCCCCCGCACCCCGGAACCGGUGUCGCAGGCGCAUCCUGGGUGGAGGCAGGCCCCGAGCUCGGGGAAGGGGUUUUCCCUCACUCCCUGACCCAGAUCUACGCCGGCCCAGCCAGGGCGUCAUUUCUAAUCCCCGCCGAGGGUUUCCUCUCAGUCAUUUGUUUACCAGAAACGACGAAAACUGCCUGUCUGCCGGGCCGGGCCGCAGUUGCGGCUCCCAGGACCCCACUCUGCCCCACCUCCCUCAAGUCUGCGCCCAUCCCCAGCCAGGCCCCCUCGCUUCCCAGACCUUGUCACUGUCCCAGUAGAGUGAAUAGAGGAUGAGGGGCCCCGACCCUGUGUCUCCAGCUGCUGCACCCCACCCGACCCUGUCCCUGGCACCCCACCCGACCCUGACCCUGCCACCUCACAGCCCCAUUAAAGCACUUUCAUCCGCCCGGGGCUCCCGUGCACUCACUGACUGUG